AUGACAGUUACCACAGCUAUUCGUCAUAGCGAGGAAACAUCAUCCAAGACCCCCGAAAUACGACUGCGAAACAUCCUCCUUAUUGGCAGCGGUGGCGUCGGAACCAUAGCCUCCCUUGUGCUGGAGAAAUCCCGUUGCGCAAGGGUAACCGCAAUUCUAAGGAGCCGUUAUGCUGUCGUUAAGGAAAAGGGUUGGAAUAUCGAGUCCGUCGACCAUGGUACUCUGAAGGGAUGGAGGCCGAGUCGUGAGAACGGUAAGAGUGACGAAGUGGUACCGAGCGUCGAAAGUGCUCUGGAGGCUGAGACGGAACCUUUCGAUUACGUUGUGGUCACCACCAAACAACUACCUGAUGUCUUCUCAGUCUCAGACCUUAUUAUAAGGCCAGCUGUAACUCUAGGCCUUACUACAGUAAUGCUCAUCCAAAAUGGCAUCAACAUUGAGGUUCCCGUCAUCGAAGCAUUCCCUACGAACACGGUGAUGUCGUCCAUCACGAUGAUUGGCCCUCGCACUGAAGGGGAGAACACGAUCAUCCAACUAGGCCCGAAUAUACAAAUUAUGGGACCUCAUUUUCAUACUGGGUUAGAGAGAUGCGUUCAGACACAACAGGCACGAGAAUUUGUUAAUAUAUACAAGGCCGGCAGAGAAGGUGAAGAGGCCAAAUGCACAUAUUCAGAAGAGAUGCCCGUUGCUCGGUGGCAGAAACUUCUCUGGAACGCAACAUUCAAUACGCUCUGCACGCUAAUGCGAAUGGACGUUGGAGAACUGCUGUCGUCGGGGGGUAGGGAAUCGCUUCUGAUUCCGGCAAUGUGGGAAGUAUAUUCCAUAGCGAAGGUAGCAAGGGCCCCUCCAUCCCAAGAUAUGAUUCCCUUCUAUGCCUAUCAGCAGCCUGAUGACUGUCGGUAUCGCCCAGCAUGUUACUGGACCUCGAGAAUGGAAGGCCAAUGGAGUUGGAGGUUUUGCUCGGGCUGCCGUUACAGAUUGCUAAAGCGUUGGGUGUCUCAACUCCGAUUCUGA
Paracoccidioides brasiliensis Pb18 is the source of this 1014-nucleotide messenger RNA. RefSeq lists its product as uncharacterized. The transcript is spliced from 2 exons. Gene Ontology annotation, molecular function: oxidoreductase activity. Gene Ontology annotation, cellular component: cytoplasm. The coding region runs from base 1 to 1014 and encodes 337 amino acids. The record is from RefSeq and is a predicted model, not a curated record.